AUGCUCGCCGGCGGUGUCUCCGGGGUCGCGGCCAGGCUCCUGACUCAUCCGAUGGACACCGUCAAGACCCAGAUGCAGGUGCAGGGCGCGGUGGCCGCGGCGGGUGGGAAUCGCGCCCUUCACUACCGCGGCGUCGCGGAUGCGGUCGCCAAGAUCGUCGCCAACGAGGGCGUCCGAGGCUUCUACCGAGGGUUCGGAGCGGUCUUCACCGGGAUCCCGUUCGCGAGCGGCGCCUAUUUCGGCGGGUACGAGGGCGCCAAGAUGCUCGUCCCCGCCGACGCCUUCGGACCCACCGCGACGUACAUAGUCACCGGCAUGCUCGCGCAGUCCCUCGCGGGCGUCGUCUACACCCCGCUCGACGUCGUCAAGGAGCGGCUGCAGGCGCAGCACGUGCUGGGAGCGGCGAGCGCCGGUAACUACAAGCACUUCGCAAACGCGUACGCGACGAUUCUUCGCACCGAGGGCGUCGGCGGAUUGUUCAGGGGGUACUGGGCCAGCAACUUCACCUGGUGGCCGUGGAACGUGGCGUACUUCGUCGCCUACGAGCACGGUCGCGAUUUCGUCGCCCAACACGCGAUGGGUCUGAGCACCAAGGAUGAGCUUCCGCCGUGGGCGAGCAGCGGGUGCGCGGUAGCGGCGGCGGCGGCGGCCACCGUCGCGACGACGCCCAUCGACCUGGCCAAGACGAGGCUUCAGACGAUGCGUCGCGGCGUGUCCGGCGGGACUGUGGAGGGCGGGGUGUUUGGGAUCAUGAGGGACGUGGUGAGACGCGAGGGACUCGGGGCGUUAUGGACCGGGGCGUCGGCCAGGGUGUUGGCCAUAGCCCCCGGCAGCGCAAUCAGCUUCUACGUGUACGAGACCAUCAAGGACUGGUGCACCGGGGCUGGGUGA
Messenger RNA from Micromonas commoda, 891 nucleotides. Its product is annotated as mitochondrial carrier family. The record is from RefSeq and is a predicted model, not a curated record. Gene Ontology annotation, biological process: transmembrane transport. Gene Ontology annotation, cellular component: mitochondrial inner membrane. The coding region runs from base 1 to 891 and encodes 296 amino acids. Gene Ontology annotation, molecular function: S-adenosyl-L-methionine transmembrane transporter activity. The transcript has a single exon. NCBI's taxonomy places the organism in Eukaryota, Viridiplantae, Chlorophyta, Mamiellophyceae, Mamiellales, Mamiellaceae.